This is a messenger RNA of Cylicocyclus nassatus, 1560 nucleotides long. The record is from the annotation of a GenBank genome assembly. NCBI's taxonomy places the organism in Eukaryota, Metazoa, Nematoda, Chromadorea, Rhabditida, Strongylidae.
AUGGGCAAGUUACCAGAAGCUAAGAAGCCGUUGAUACCGCAAAAUCUUGAUGACAUCGUUGUUCUGGGAAGGUAUACGAUGCUCGUGUGCCUUCUCACAGAGUUCGCCUUUCUCUCACAACUCUCUAAUACAAUGUACAUGGUCUAUGCAGGUUCUUCGCCUGCUAUCAAAGGCUGCGGUAAUAUAACCUUCACGAGCAUGGACGAUGCAUGCGAAAAUCUUCACUUGUGUGAAGGGGUUCCGCUCAAGUUGGAAAGCCAAUUUUACUCAGUUAAUGAAGAGUGGGGGAUACAUUGUGAGGACAGAUAUCUGGAACGGCGGAGCACUUCGUUACAAAUGCUAGGCGUCAUGAUCGGAUCUCUGACAUCUGGACAGAUCAGUUCAUCGUUUGGACGGAAGAAGCCACUGGUAUUCUGUCUAGCUAUGACUGGUAUACUAAGUUUGGCCACGUACUUCGUUACUGAUCUCCUCCAGUUCACUGCCAUUCGUUUCGUAUUGGGCCUUUUCACUGGAGGUCAUUCAACAGUAGUCGUAGUAUAUUUGCUGGAGAACAUUCCCAAAAAUUCGAGAAUGUGGAUAAACACCGCAAUCUCAUACUCUCCAAAUGUGAUCAUCCUUGGAGUGGUCGCUUACUUCUCCCAACAUUGGAGAGUAUUAGCAUUGGUGAUAGCAGCACUUCACAUUCCAGCAGUUGCACUUAUGCUAUAUCUCCAUGAGAGUCCACGCUGGCUUGUGCAAAGGGGCCGCAUGGAUGAUGCUAGGCGGGUAAUUUUAGACAUUGCAAGCAUAGAUGCCGAUAAAGCCAAUAUCGAUGAGAAAAACCUUGACAAAAUUCUGCAACUGGAGCAUGAUAGGUUUGAAAUAAUGGGAAAGAAGAGACACACUUAUUGGCACGUCUUCAGAAAGGCUCAUCUCGCACUACCUUUGUGCCUUAUCGCCUUCAGCUUUUUCGCGUCGAUGAUAGUGAACUACGCCAAUAUGUUCAAUCUCGGAAGUCUUUCCGGAUCCAUUUAUCUGAACUCGAUACUUAUUGGAUCGUUGCGAUACUCAAUUAAUCUGGCUUGCGGCUUACUCGACUAUAAAUUCCUUCGAUUUGGACGUAAAAUGGCGCACUUCGGAUGCCAAUUUCUCGUCGUAGCAUCGUUGCUGAUCACAGCAAUAAUUGUAUACACAGGUUAUGCAGCAACAUACAGUGAAUUCAUCAGGAUAUGUGUCCUUAUAAUCUGCGCUAUGUCAUCUCAGAUCGUGAUAGUCAAUUCCGUCACGUGCAACGAGCUCUUCCCUACAUCCAUACGUACUUUAUGUUAUUCAUUUGUACAGUUGUGCAGUCGACUGGGAAUCGUCGUCGCACCUCAUGUCUUUUCGUGGGGAGAAUUAUGGCAAUAUCUACCAUACACUACGUUAAUAGGUGUCGUGCUAUUGGAUCUGGUAUGCUUCCAGGUUGCACUGCCUGAGACAAAAAACAAGCCCCUCGAAGAUCACAUAGUGAAAAAACAGAAGAAAAUUACGGGAGAAGUAUAAGGAUCUGUUUGACUGUUUUAUUAUUUGCCUAAUAAAAAC